Messenger RNA from Jatropha curcas, 1336 nucleotides. Its product is annotated as myb-like transcription factor family protein. NCBI's taxonomy places the organism in Eukaryota, Viridiplantae, Streptophyta, Magnoliopsida, Malpighiales, Euphorbiaceae. Gene Ontology annotation, biological process: response to ethylene; response to gibberellin. The record is from RefSeq and is a predicted model, not a curated record. Gene Ontology annotation, molecular function: zinc ion binding; DNA binding.
CGUUAUAUAUCAGCCAUACCAACCUUCAGACUUCUUUUCCAUUAUACCAUUUCCUAUUUUCCUUCACUUUCCUUCCUUUUCUUUUCUUUUCUCUUCCUUUGCAUGGACUGCAACUACUACUGCUAUAUCUUUCUUUAAUUUAAUAUUUCUUUCUUUGAACGAAAACAAGAUGUCUAGGAGUUGCUCUCAGUGUGGAAAUAACGGCCAUAACUCGCGUACAUGCGGGGAGAGUGCUGGCGGUGGUGGUUCAACUGGCGUCGCCGCCGCCCCUUCUGCCACUGGUGAGAAUGGUAUUAUGCUUUUUGGCGUAAGAGUAACAACUGAAACCGGCGCUUCCUUUCGAAAGAGUGUUAGUAUGAAUAAUCUUUCCCAAUAUGAACAGCCUCAAGACCCCAACGCUGAUGUUGCUGCCGGUUACGAAUCCGACGACGUCGUUCAUGCCUCCGCCAGGAGCCGCGAACGCAAAAGAGGAGUGCCAUGGACAGAAGAAGAACACAGGCUGUUCCUAUUAGGCUUGCAGAACGUAGGGAAAGGAGAUUGGAGAGGAAUUUCAAGAAAUUUUGUGAAGACACGUACUCCAACCCAAGUGGCUAGUCAUGCUCAAAAAUAUUUUCUCCGGCGGCACAACCAAAAUCGCCGUCGCCGCCGAUCUAGUCUUUUCGACAUAACCACCGAUACAUUCUUAGGCUCAUCAAUCGAAGAAGAACAAAUCCAUCAAGAAACAGCAACUCGACCACUACCACCACAGCCACACUUGACCGGAGGAUUCCCGAUAUCAACUUUCCCUGUAACACUUACUCCUGUUGUAUUACCGUCGGUGACAACCGGCGAAAAUUCAAUGGAGAAGCUUUCAUUGGGGUCAAUUAGUAGCUCCAACGCUAAAACGACGUCGACAAAGUUAAUUCGCCCAAUACCAAUAAUUCCAGUUCCUCCGUCAUCUAAAAUGGCUGAUCUCAACUUGAACCAGAAAAGUCCAACCAAGGAAACUUUACCGCUAUCAUUGAAACUCUCUACUCCAUCCUCCUCCGAUGACCAGUCGUCGCCAGCGGCACAUUCUUCAGCUUUUCAGACCAUGUCUGGCGGUGAUAGUAUAAUCAGUGUUGCUUGAAAGAAUAUAUGCAUAAAUGAGGAUAGAUAUGUAAUUCUGUAAAGGACUUGUUUUUAUGGAAUAAUAAUAAUUAAGGAAGUAAAAAAGGAUUAAUUAGUAGAAAUUAAUUAAGAGUUAGGUAAGGUUUAGUUAGGUGAUUUAGGUUAUUCCUUGUUUGUACAGCUUUAAAAGAGAAGGGCAAAAAUGAAAAAAGAAAUAAAUAAAUGGGAUUGUUGUUUAAUUUUGUAA